ACCUUACAAACUCCGACAGCAUGUUCUUAGUAUGUACAAGGUUGAGCCCUAUAGUCCUGCUAUAUACUGCAAAAAAUGAAAGUCUCUGUGUGUCUAUGUUAUACCUCCUUGUACAAUUCAUUCUCCUCACCAGAUGACUUGCUGGUUCUUUGUGCAUAGGAGUAUGUUUUUAAGAUCUGUGACUUGUUUCUUUGCCCAGGGAGUGUGGCUGUGGAGCUGGUGACUCCGGGUGCUCAGAGUGCGGCGUGUGUCGAGGAUGUGCGGGGGAGGAGGACUGGGGACUCAACCCCAUGGAUGACCUCGAUGACGUCGCCUACGAGAAGGUCCAGGAGGCGAGGGCCAGGCUGGGCCGCGUCCGCGCAGCCGCAAAGAAGGUGAAAGAUCCGAAGAAGAAGAAGAAGAAGGAGGAGGAGAAGGGGAAAGAUGGGAAGGAGGCCAAGGGUGGGAUGGGACUCGGUCUUCUCUUCGGAGGUGUGCAGCGUGAGAUGUCAGUGGAGAGUGUGGGAGGCUCAGUGGAGGACGAGGGAGAGGGGGAAGAAGGAGCGACAGAGAAGGAGGGAGAGAUCUCCACCAGGAAACCGGCCCUGCUGGCUCUGCCAGAUGACCAGACUGUCAUGCAGAUUGACUGCGGGACAUUCCACACUGCUCUCCUGCUACACUCUGGAGAUGUGUACAUGUUUGGACACAACAAACACGGACAACUGGGCCAGGGCAACAGCAAAGACUGUGGUCACCCGGUGAAGGUUCCACUGCCAGGUCCAGCUCGUCAGGUAGCCUGUGGAGACAACCACACUGUCGUCCUACUUCAGUCUGGUGAAGUGUACACAUUUGGUAAGCACGGAGAACAUCAGCUAGGGAGGUCACCUGAAGGAGAGAGAGGGGCUGGGAAGGACAAGGGGGCGUGGCACAUGACCCCCGGUCCCAUUCCCAGUCUCGGAAACGGCUGCAAGGUGGUAUGGGUCGGAGCCCGCGGCAAUCAAACCUUUGUGGCCGUGAACGAGAGUUUGGUGUCGGACCAGAACCUGGGAAAAUGCAGCGUCUUUGCUGACACCCACACUAUUGGUUUGGUAUCUCCUCCCCAACCUCCCAGCGGCAAAUCACAUCUCAUUGUCAUCAACAGAGAAGAGCUCAAGGCCAAAAAAUAUGACACAGAUGACCAACAAGAUUUGUCUGGUAGAGGUCUGUGUAUCGAUCCAGAAUACGAUGUUCUGUGGAGCUUCACUGACACCCCACGACCUACCGUCUCGUGUUUUAACCCCUGUCACCACUGGAGUGAAAGACCCAUCAGGUACAAUCCUGAGCUCCUCCAUCUGUCUCCCUCACUCCAAAGAAGCGUCCACGAGUCGUUCUCACGUCUCCCUCAACCUCCUCUCUUGUCUCCACACCCUGGCCACCUCUCCUCCACUCACCAUGGAGGUACUCGCCGGCUCUCAGAUGAAGAGAUAUGAGAAAGACGAGUACCUGAGUGUCCUUCGAUUCAAUACUCACGGAGGUGGCUGGGGUUACUCUAACUCCAGCUGCGAGGCCAUCAGGUUCUCCACCGACACUGACAUUGUCCUCGGAGGAUUCGGUCUCUACGGUGGCCGCGGGCAGUACAACGUUGAGAUCAAGUUGUUUGAACUUGGAGGAGAAGAUGGUGGGGGAAAUGAAACUGACGGUACUCUCGUGGCCAGUCAGACCGAGACUGGAUAUACCUGUGACAGACAACAAACAUACAGGAUCUUGUUUGAGAAGCCAGUGCUGCUGACGGCAGGUAACUGGUACACAGCUGUGGCCCACAUUGCAUCUCCCUCAGGAGCCAGCUCUGACGCUGGCUCUUCCGGACAGAGAGAAAUAGCGGGACCUGAAAGAGUGACAUUCCAGUUCAAGUCGUCGAAACGUUCCAACAACGGGACAGACGUGGGUUCUGGUCAGAUCCCAGAGCUGCUCUACCGACUACCGGAACUGGAGUCCGAGGAGGGAGAGGAGCUCCAGCUGCUCGGGCGAGAAUUCUCCUCCACCGUCUCACCUAGUGGUCUGAAGGCAGUUCUCCAGCUAUUGGAUUGGGUGUGGCAGAACCUGUGUCGUGGGGACACAACCAUUCACAUCCAGAGCCUGUCCUUCAUUGCCAAGGCCUCUCUCGACCUCCUCAAGACAUACGUCAGAGAGGUGUUUCCAGAGAAGGGGAAGCUGACUCAGCCGGCCCUCGAUACCCCCGAGAUUGCAGAGAUGGUCUACGAGGCCCGCACCCUCCUCCAGAUGAUUCUGUCUGCCCCGUGCCCCAGAGGACCAGACGACAGCCAGGCUCUGCUCUCCGCUGUCACCGACUCCUGCCGUCUGGCCUUCCGCGAGUGUUUCCACGCCUUCUUCCCUUCCGUCCCACUCAAGUGGUUUGCACUCUGCCAACAACUCCAGUAUCUUGACCCUAAUGACAUGGUGUCAGGAGUACCAACAGAGAACCUGCUGUCUGCCAUUCUGGAGGCCCUGGCCGAGCCAACCGUCAGCUACAUUGGUCUUGGAUAUGACUCCACUGUCCCUCUUACCACUGUUCUCUACAAUUCAGAGCCAGAUCCCCGAUUUCCUGUCCUCUCUGAGUUCAUGAGGACCAGAGCAUUGGAGGGGAAUGAGGGAGGAGAGCUGCUGGGAUUCAACACAGUGGCCACCAAACUCCUGGCAGUUGUCACUACUCCCAUCCAUAGUGCCCUUGCCUCACUCCAAGAUGAGUUGGUGGUGUCUCCUGUGGUCCAGAAAACAGGCCAGCUUCUGUUGUCUCGGAUCAAUGAGGUCGCUCUCUGUAUUGCCUACCCCGAGUCCGCCUUUCUCUCAGGGAUUCCUCUGAGGAGCGACAAGAAGGAAAAGGUGGUUGAGAGCUGUGUUCGCUUCUCUGAGAAGGAGAGGGGCCACCCCACGGUGGAGGUGACAGACACUGUCUUCUCUGUCAAUAGAGCGAUCCAGUUACAUGGGGUCACAAUCUAUGGAGGAACUGGAGGACAGUACAAAUACACCCUCUCUAUACUUGCCGGAGAGACGGUACUGGGAAGUAAGGAAGGAACCUACACACAGUCUGACUAUCAUGGAGACGGUAUGGUCAACCUCUUGCUCAAGGACCACGUCAAACUAGAGGCAGAGGUGGUGUACACAGCUAGGGUGGUGCUGAGUGGAUCGGUCCACGACAUGGGCGUGGAGGGGCGGAGGAGCCUCACGGGACCAGGGCGGAGUCUGCUUCACUCUCCACGAGACUGGUGCCACCGAGGCCAACCCCGAGACCAGCCCAAUGCUCAAGUUCCUUUACUCCCUGUCUGUGCCAGCUGGCCCCCAGAACGUGGUGCAACUGAGUGUCCACCUGGCCACCACUCUCCUCGAAGUCACCGUCAACUUCCUGGAGAAGGCCCUGGGGGUGGGGCUGACUCCGCCCAUCCUGAAACUGCUGGGGUCUUCGUUCAUGUUCUCGACCCUUCUUCCUACAACUCUGGCUCAACUGGGGCCAGUUGCCUGCAAACAACCAAAGUAUGCAGUGGAGGUGCUGGACCUGGUGAAAAGGACUCUACCAGUCAUAUCUGCCACCACUCACAGCAUACAGUCAGAGGAGCCUGUCACCGUCUACACCGAUACCAAGCAUCUCCACUAUGCCAAUAUCGAGACCGACCACCCGUACAAGCCAAGUGCAGUCACACACUAUCGGGUGAAGUUUCCCGAAGGUGUGCAGUGGAUGACGCUAGAGUUCGACCCUCGCUGUGGGUUCGCACAAGCCGAAGACAAGAUCGGAGAACUUCUCAUCCCGCGGGGCAAAAACGGGUUCAGCAAGUAUCCGCUACAGGAUGCCAAACAGGACGUGGAACCUGUUGAGCUGGUUGGACUGCCUUUUGAUGAACUCUAUGCAGACUGGGAACGGUACACUCUGGAGAGUCCUCCUGGCCUUGUUUUGCUGCCAGGUCAGUCAAUUGUAGCUCAGUUCGUUUUUACUAGAUACAUACAUAAGCUAUACAUAUGCACGAAUGAAAGAGCCAAGUUUGUAGGUUACGUCACAAGUCUUUACUGCUUGCUGAAUAAUGCAGGUAAUGAGGUACACAUCAGUGUGUGUACGGAGACUGAGUACGAGAAGAGAGAUGGUACUAACCACUUUGGUCUCAAGUGUCAGGCAGUCGGAUAUGAGUGGACCAGCAACCCUGCUGAGUGUGUGCUGUUCCUGGAGAAGGAGCUGGUUGCUCUGGGAGGAAUGUGUGCUGCCUCACUCCUCAAGGAGGAAACUAUCCUUCCUUUUGCUGAGGAGCUGAAUGCUACGGACCAGAAGACAGACAAUGAGAAAGCCGACAUGAGAAUUGUACAGGCUGCAGCACAGGAGGUCUUAACCAAGCACAGUAACAUUUUGGGUCGCGGUCUCCUAGUAGACAUGCCCACUAUCCAGAACAUUCUCAGUGGGGAGAUCCCUCUAAUUAGCAGUACUAAUGAGCAGCUCUUUCUGUACGACUUUAUCAGCUGCAAAGCCAACACACCAGGUGGCAGACUUGCAAGGUGGUUGCAGCCAGACAGAGCUGUGGACGCUGAGGCCUCGAAACUGGAGCUACCGAAAGAAGCUCCAGUUACUGGACUGCCUUCAGAGUUCACUGUCUCCACCAUGGAUCAAGACGGAAAGAAAGUCUUCGUGGGAGACAUGAAGGUUGAAGUGAAGGCAGUGUGGCUGGGAGGGAAAGAGGAAGGAGGUCGAAGAGACAAGCUGGUGGAUGCAGUCAUGGGAGUAAGGAGGCCAGUCUUCAAGAGACAGUACAACCCAACCAAGCUCAAUGGAACCUCUCAGUAUCACUCCAUUACCAUGAUGAUGCCUUAUAGUGACUACUCCUUUGAGGAGCUGCGUCUCUUUGCCCCUAAAGUUAUGAGGAGCACAGAGAACAUGCCAUUGAAGAGUGGUGGCGAUGGCUGCUAUACAGCCACGUGGGUUCCCGGCACAAGUGGAAAGUACCUCAUUCAAAUCUUCAUUGAUGACAAACACACGGGGCAAGAGAAAGAGCUAGUAGUAAGGGAGAGAGACAUUCCUGAAGAAGAGGAGGAAAAGGGGGAAGAUAAAGAGGAAGGAAACGAGAAAAAGGAGGAGGUUGAAAAGAAGUUGGAGACACAAGAAGAAGAAUUGACAAUCUUCAAGCCCAAGAUGAAAGAGUUUCCCGGGACUGCAGAAGUCAUAGGCCUCAGGAUCAGAGCUGAACCCUCAUUCAUGGCUGAAGCAAUUGGAGUUGUGAAGCCAGGGGAUUCGUUCUGCUACGUAGACGAGAUCACUAACGAUGCUGGAGUGUGGGUAAAACUGAACGAAGAGAGUCUCCACCAACUUGGCUGCUCUGCCAGUCACGGCUACACUCUAGCCUUCAGUGAAGAGAAGAAACAGCAGUACCUGGUUGAGAAGGAGCCCCCAACAGAGAUGAUAAAGAAGAUGAAGAAGCCGCCACCUUCGCAGCAGGGGGGGUCAAAGAAGAGACUCAGUGGCCCCGGCAUGUACCAGGUGGUGCAGUGUGGAACUGCUGGCCACAACGUCCGCUCCAAGCCCAACAUGAGGGGAACGCCGGUCGGCAGGUUGAGCAAAAGGAGCACCAUCGAGGCAGUUGAAGAGGUGGAGAAUGAUGAUGGAAUUUGGCUGAAACUCUCCAAGGAAGACGUCAAGAAGUACUGCGACUCUGACGUGGAAUCAUGGACUCUGGCUGUCGCCGUCAGCGGGCGUAUUUACCUGGCCCAGGAAGGAGACACAACCUACCAGUCACAAGUAAUCGACACCAGUUCCCCGUCCACCCCACCCCAGCUAGCCUUCCCCACCGCUGCAUCUGUGUUCGGCACUCCACCCCAGCAAAAAUCUAUUUUCGGAACCCCUAUGGUUCCCACGGUUCCCUCCUUUCUAUUCACGUCCCCAAAACUCCAGUUUGGUGGGCCCCCUCCUGCCCCACCAAAAGCCCCCCUCUUCAAGUUUGGUUCAGCCGAGAAACCAAAGAAGAAGAAAGCAGUUCACAUUGGAGGUAGGCCUCACAGGUGGCUUCGCAGAAAGGCUUCCCCUCUGAAAUUGAUUGAAGUAAAGGGAGAAGGAGAGGGAGAAGGGGGUAGUGAUGACAAAACCCCACCUCCCAAGCGACUAGAGGAGGAAAAGGAGGCUGGAGAAGAGGAAAUAUUAUCUCCACAACAAAAGCCAGUAGCCGAGGAGGAGGAGGAGGAUGGAGAGAAGUCCGGCAUCGAGGCGGAAGAAGCUCCAUUCCCAGCCAUUCCUCCACUCCCAAAAGACCCUCCUACCAAGAAGGCCCUGUCGCCUGCUGUGGCAGAGUGCCAGAGAGCUGUCUACGCUGCCUUUCUGUGGCAGGAGGGCCUUGUGCAUGAUGCAAUAGCCUCUGCAUCAUACCUCAAAUUCCACCCGGAACUGAGCAAAGAGAUGAAAAUGGCUGAGCAGAAGCCGCUACCCGAAAAGGAGGAAAAGGUGGCUGAGGCAAAGGCAGAAGCAAAGGGUGAAGAUGAAGAAGCUGAGAAGCCAGAAGGUGAGGUGGAAGGAACAGUGGAGGAGAGCAAAAAAGAAGGGGGUGGCAGUGAGAAAGAUGUUAAAGAAGAAGGAAAGAAACCUGGGGAACCGCAUAAAACUCUUAGCCUUGAACGAGGAUCGCAGAUUGAUCCUCAGAGUCCUUCCUCUACCCUUUCUCUUCCCGCCACUCUUAACCAUCUCGUUACCUUCUGGGACGAGAUAUCUUCCAAAGUGCUUGACAAUGCCUCCACGGCCUUCCCCCCUCCCAAAGUACCGCCUAUUGCACAGGAGCUGCAGAAGCGCUAUGAGGAAGAGAAGAAGGAAAUUGAAAAGAGGAAGAAGGAGAAGGAUAGCAAGGCAAGUGUUGCGGCGGGAGGUGGUGGUAGCGGCGCCACAGUGUGCGAGCUCUGCGAGCAAUCCUUCCCCGAUCCUGUGACCUAUCACAUGAAGGACGUCCACCCUGGAUGUGGGAAGCAUGCCAGUGGAUGGGGCUACAACAGUCGGGGGACUUUCUGCUCCGGAUGGGCAGGGAACUGCGGGGACGGUGGGCGAGGAGGGAGCACGUGGUACCUCAUGUGCAAAGACUGCCACGCCAAGUACCUGGCUAUGAAGGGCGAAGUUAGAAAGAAGGCCAUUCGUGCUGCGCCCCUGCCAAAGAUGAAAACCAAGAAACCUGGGAAACAGCGCUCGCUCCCCGUAGUCUCAGCCGUGCAGGGGAUGAUCCAGAACGCCAAGUUUCUCCUCGAGAUAUCGUGUCUCGGAGAAAGCAAACCGGCCACCACACCAACUGGCCUUCUCUCCCCUGGUCUCCUGGCCUUCUCAAAGCAAGUUUCCUUCCCCAGCAAACCGACUGAGCCGGACACCAAGAAACCACCUCAAGUGUCCUCUGAAAACCUCGACCCUACCCAACGCCCGACUUUCCUGCGAUCGGUUUCGCAUGCCGUACCAAGUGUGCUCGCUGCAAGCUCAAGCUCGGACUUGUUCCAGCCAGGAAGGGCACACACAAGCGGCACAAAGGAUGAAGGUGGCGGGCUGAUGCGCCAGCAUACGCUAGACAGUCCACUAGCCACCAGCAGCACGCAGGGUGCUCUAGUCUUCAAACCGUCCAUAAACCUUGCACGACUCAUGUACAGCCGCUCGAAGCAGAGCUCCGAGAGCAAGGAGGUCGGGUACGGGAAAGUGAUGGCGUUUAUUCUGCAGUAUCACGAUCUGAACGGACUCCGAAUGGCCAUGAAGCAGUCGAUGAGGGUUGCAGGUGUAAGGGCCUUUGCCUUGGAGUGCUUGCAGUGGCUGCUGCUGAAGGUGGAAGAGGCAUCCAUUGUCCACGACAUUCUCUGGCAGUUCAGUUCGUCUCUCUGUGACCACCCGGUACACCAGACUGCUGCCAAAGUCAAGGCCAACCGAGAGAAAGAAGGGAAUGGAGGACAGAAGUGUGGAGACGACGAUUUCUUCCUGGGAAAGCACCCGCUGGCCUCCCUGGAGGGAGCUGGCUGCAUGCAGCUACUGCUCAGGAAACAGUUCCACAAUCUUCUACAGACCGUUGCCAACAAGAUGCCUCAUCUCCCGAAGGGAUCGGCAGUUCAGCGGAUGGCGAUGCGGUGCUGGUGUCUGCACUUCCGGUCGCAGGACCACUCAUUCCUGCUCCAGAGCAACAUGUUCUCCAACAUCAGCAAGGCUCUGGCCGGCCCCGAGGAGGGGGAGAACUCCGACAAGAAACACAAGGGAGACAAGUCAAUUGACGUAGUAGUGAUGGAGAAUGUUACGUCGAAGGGUAAACUGAAGGUCUCUUCCAAUGAAGCUAUGCUCAACAGUCUGACGGAUGACUCGACGGAGACGUUCUGGGAAUCUCGAGAUGAGCCGAGAGGUCGGCCACGGAGCCUCACAGUCUCCUUCAACCAGGAGCCCCGAGUGUUUGCUGCUGCUGUUCACAUUGACAACCAGAAAGACUCUGGGCAACGUGUGGAAUCUCUCACUCUACUUGUGGGGAAGGACGAGGAUGGACUGAAAGAGGUCUCCAAACAUAAACUGUCUCUGAUGCACACUGGCUGGAUCACUCUACCUGUACCCUCUCCUGACCAGCUGUGUUCGGUGGUGAGGGUCGAGGUGAAGGGACCGCAGAACAACGUGAGAGUCAGACAGCUCCAGGUCCUGGCCUACCCCAGCAGGAGACUUGACUGCUGCUUGUCCCCGGCCGCUGCCCAGCAGAAGGCCUGCGAGGAGGAGGCUCUGAGGGUCUUCAGACUUCUCACCUCUCAGGUGUUUGGGAGUCUCUUACCGACCAAGCCUCAAGAAGGAGAAGACAUCGAGGAGACCGAUGCCCCGGUGCCCGGGAAGGAGGCAGAGAAGGAGGGAGAGGUGAGGGAGUCAAUGGCCGACAUCCUCCUCGCCAAGAACAACCUCUCCAGUCUUCAGAAACAGGUGUGUAGUCAUGUGAUCCAGUCAGUGCACGCGGAGGUGGAGAGGAUGAAGGAGGAGUGGGAGACUAGGGUGUCACGAGGCCCUCCCCCGAAGCUGGCCCGACAAGGCAGCUCCGUGGAGCCCACCGAGGCAGAGGGGAGCUUGUCGUCCGAUACGUACUGCUUCGAGCUUCUCUCGAUGCUGAUUGGUCUGAGUCAGUCUGAGAUUGGCUGCGGGUUUCUCUCUCAGCAGGAGACUCUGGUCCAGGACCUCUUCUCUCUCCUCCACGUCGCCACCUCUCGCAUGCAGAUACAGGCCCUCUCUUUGCUCCGUCGCAUCCUGCCCACAAUCGGUCCCAAGAACCUGGCCCCCAUGCUCCAAGUCCUGGUCCUCCCUCCCAUCGGAUACAGCGCCAUCGCCGAGGCCGUCAACUCUGCCGCCACUCUCAACACCCUCGGUAUCCUAGACUCCUUCCUGGCCGUGGUGGCCAAGGCUCUCUCUGUACAAGUCAAGGCAAAGGGCCGCGGGACAAACGUACUACAGGCUCUCACGGGAGACAGUAAUAUAUCUGCAGCUACACUCGCUAGCCUCACAAACCCAAAGCCGGUGCCCGGGGAGACGACGGUUCGUAGUCAACGUUGGUACCUGCGAGGCAGCGUGGAUAAGGAGGUGGGGAGUGCGGUGGUGGAGCUGCUGAAGGCGAUGACGACAGGAGAGCUGGGUCAGCAGUGGCAAGGAGUGUCCAAGGCUGCCAUCGGACAGGCGGUGCUCCACCUCACCAAGAUCAACGAGGGAGCUCGUGUGCCAAACCCUGGCAUGUACUCUCAGACGUUGUGGCUGUGUCUGGCAGCUCUGUGUGUGAUAGACGAGGAGCACGCUGAGGCCCUCUCCUCUGGACAAUGGCUCGGCCAGGACGGAAAACCCAAAGACAAGCCUCUAUGUGACAACCACGAUGACGGGGAGACGCAGGCCCUCAUUCUGUGUGACCACUGUGGGAACUUGUGCGGGGAGUGCGACCGCGUCCUCCACUACUCCAAGACUCACCAGAGACAGGUGUUCAAGGAGGAGGAGGAGGCGGUGAAGGUGGAGCUGCACGAGGGGUGUGGUCGCAUCAAGCUCUACUGGACCAUGGCCCUCGCAGACUACCGCACUCUCAAGGGUCUCAUCGAGUUCAGAGAGGCCAGCAGUGGUGGAGGAAAGGGUGCCUGUCGGUUCUGCGGGACGGUCAGUAACACGGGAAUGCUGUCAAUAGGGACGGUGUGCAGUGAUCCAGAGUGUCAGGAGAGAGCCGUGACAGUCUGUGACACAACGCUGGCGUGUGGCCACCCCUGCUCGGGCGUGAAGGGAGAGAGCGAGUGUCUCCCGUGUCUCCACGGCUGCUCCCCGCCAGAGGCUAAGCUGAGGCAGGACGCGGACGACAUGUGCAUGAUCUGCUACACCGAGGGCCUCUCGUGUGCUCCGUGUGUCCAGCUGACGUGUGGCCAUGUGUUCCACUACCACUGCUGUCGAAGUUCCCUCACCAAGAAAUGGUCUGGUCCCAUGAUCACCUUCCGCUUCAUGUUCUGCUCCCUCUGUGUGAACAUCCCCAUCUCCCACCCUGCACUGAGUGAUGUCCAGGAGCCCAUCGCGAAGCUCUACGAGGACGUGAAGAGAAAGUGUCUCCUACGACUAGAGUACGAGAACCAGAUGCAGUGCGACGAGAUCACCUCUCCCUCCUCCAAGUUCUACCAGAAACCACUCGAUUACGCCAUGUCCAAGUAUGCCUACUACCUCUGCUGCAAGUGCAAGAAGUCAUACUACGGUGGAGAGGCCAGGUGUGCACAGGCAGCGGCAGUUAGUGAUGACUAUGACCCUACGGAACUGGUGUGUCCUGCCUGCUCUAACGUCAGUGGAACUGCAGUCCAGGUGUGCCCCAAACACGGAACCGACUUCCUCGAGUACAAGUGUCGCUACUGCUGCUCCGUGGCCGUCUACUUCUGCUUCGGCACGACCCACUUCUGCAACCCUUGCCACGACGACUUCCAGCGCGUCACCAGCACGCCCAAGUCGGAGCUGCCCCAGUGUCCAGUCGGUCCCCGAGCUAAACCGCUGGAAGGCACCGAGUGUCCGCUACACGUGAAACACCCUCCGACUGGCGAAGAGUUUGCACUCGGCUGCGGAGUCUGCAGAAAUGCUCAGACGUUCUAGGAGACGGUAGCACACCUAAUUACUGCUGUUUGACAUUGGCCUAUAGGAGUCGUAUAUUUUAGAGAACACUAGCUAGAUAUAAUAUUGUUAGCAUGGACUGUUGUGACAGAAUAGGGCUAUAAUAUAGUGCUGAUGUAGGGCUUGUACAUUAUACAUUAGAUGGCCAGUUAUAACUCUUAUACCCAUAGUGUAUCCAUUUUAGAGAACACUAAUAGCAUGGAUUUUGUUGUGACAAAACAGAGGUGUUUUAGGACACAUAAUACAUAACUACACUGAGGUGAAAAGACUAUAAAGUUACUGACUACAGUGUAGUGUCUGAGACUUGUUAGAGAACACAAGGACAGUGGCGUCGUCUGAUGCUGACAGAAUGAGGCUAUCAUCACUGGAGCGAUGGUGAGGUCGAGGAUAUCUUUGGUGUGUCCCCACCACUCCCUCACACACUCCCCUCCCCUCACAUCCCACAGCCUCACUCCACCAUCCAGACAGCCUGUGAACACCAGUGGAUCUCUACUUGAACACCGCAGCCUCACCACUCCUGCCUGCAGUAGAUCAUACACUGGGUUCAGAAGUUGUGCAGCAAAAACCACAUGUACAUAUAAGUGAAUACCAUACUGUAUACAUAAUCAAAAGCACGUGUACAUAAUUAAGUGAAUACCAUACUACGUAAUCAUGGAUUCAUGGGGUAAAGAGGAACUCAGUUGUGCGGGCAAAACCCAUGUAUAAGUGAAUAUCACAUAAUCAUGUAGAACCUGUGUUCUAGCCUCGGGAGCCUUUGAAUGUGAACAGCUCUGGCUAGAUAGCAACACAAUUGUUUGGACACAGCAUGCAGCAGAACUGUAUACAUGCUCCACUGUAUGUAUCACAAGUUGUACAGAAGAUGCACGGUACAAGGUCUACCUGGUGUUGUAGAGUG
Molecule: messenger RNA, 11957 nt
Organism: Geodia barretti
Lineage: Eukaryota; Metazoa; Porifera; Demospongiae; Tetractinellida; Geodiidae
Source: the annotation of a GenBank genome assembly